AAAUAUGGGAUUAUUUCCCGAUCCUCCUAUAACGCCACGGCUAAAGAGGCGCCUGUUUGGCGGAGGAGGUUCCGGGAGCGGUUCUUCACGCAAGAGCGACAGUAAUACGGCAGGGGGCAAUGAUAGUGGGAAUGCUGGUAACAGUAGCAGUGAAAGAGACUCCAGGAGACAUGCAGCCCGCCGUCAACAUGGGGACAGAAACGAUGGUUUCGGUAGCAUGUCUAAGUCAUCGACACCGCAACAACUGUCGACGUCUUGGGAAUUCAUUCGAUCCGUGUCAGCUGACAAUCAGUACGAAGCGGAACGCGAAGGUCUAAGCGAAAUAAUUGCCUCCCCACGGUACCUGGAGUUCCUGAAAAACUAUCGCGAGGAAGCAGCUGCCACAGCUGCCUCCGAAGCAACGCUAGCCGCCUCCUCACCGCGCUACAUCGAAGUGCGGAAGGGACGGAUCGUGCUCGAAUCCUCCCAGCAACAGCCACCUCCGCUUCCGAUCAGGAACGGUGGUCAACUCCCGGACGGCGAAAAGACUGAUCUUCAACACCAGCAGCAGCAGCAGCAGCAGCAGCAGCAGCAUGGCCGAGAUUCGGUUUUACGAAUCAACCGUGACAAGGCACCUCCUGGAUAUCCGAUGGUCACAACGACCUUCCCGGAUGCUGGGGUCGAAAAUGAAGCAACAGUGUUUCCGCCCCUACCACCUUCGCCACCAUCUUCGCCGACGGUACGCCAAGGAUGCAGCCCGAACUCUUCUUCACCCGUGCACGAGUGUGGGAAACUUGUGCGGAAUACUUCCGGCACGGUUUCAGACUCCUGCAAGAACACGGAAAUGUUGGAAGCUCGCAUUGCGGAACUAGAAGAGGCCUUAUUAAAGCUACAAGAACGAGUAAACCAAAGUCAAUGCAACUCACCAACGUUGGAAAAGGAGAUAAAAGAGCAUUUAGAAAUUAUGAGCAAAGCGAUGAAGACAAAGGAUCGAAAAUCGAUGCAAGUUUGCCGAGAGCAUAAAACAUUGCAGGUACGCUUUCAGAAGCAAGAAAACAGUCUCAUGGCGUUGCAGAAUGAGAAUAAAUCGCUACACCAAAGAGUACGGCAGUACGAAACGUGCCUGGACGACAUCAUGCGCAAGGUGGUGGAUGCACUCGUAGCCGAGGAUAGUCUGCGUGAUGAGGUGGCGAUACUGAAAAGCCGUGUGCGGGACUUGGAAGCGCAGAAUGCAGCACUUGUCACCACGCAUGCCAGUCCGGCAAAGAGUCGAGAUGAAGGAUACUGCACGAUGAGCUCGGGUCAGCCACAACCGCCCGCAGAAGGACACCUGGAGGAGCUGCCCGAAGAGCCGGAACAGUGGCUGAUGUCGGCGGAACCCUGCACAGCCGACAUGGAGGACUGGAGCAUGUCGCAGGAAGAGCUAGCCACUGCGCUAGAUGAGGAAAAUCAUGAAUGGAUAUGGAACUCCAGCUUUCUAACAACGGCGGAAACGCAGACUGAAGACAUUACGGCCUUGCUACAUGACCAGAUUGUGUACUCCGAAGACGAAGAGGUAGCGUGUACGAAUUUCACUCGUGACUUUUAUCGACUAGUCAGUUUUACGUCCGGAAGUACGCGCAGCUUACACUCUCCAAUGGCCGCGGGCGGCACUGUUGGCGAGAGCAGUGUAGAUCUAAGCACGAGUGAGUCGAAGGAUACGAGCAGCAGCACGCUUGAAGCCCGAGAUGCAAUCAAGGGAGUGCUUUGCGAUAGCAGCGAUGAGGAUGUGAAUGAAAGACUGUCUCAAAGUCCUACACCUAGCGAAGGUGGACGAGCGCAGGUGCUCAGCUGUUCGUCUAGCGAAUCGAGUGACGCAUUAACGGAAAAGUUGCAGCUACCGGCAACAUCCUCAUUAUCAUGUAGCGCAACCACAACCAUCGAUGAGGAAGAUGAGGUUGUUAUUUGCCAGCCAACGUCACCGAAGAAGGGGGCUCAAUCUCUGCCGCAAUCGCCAAAUCGUCGGUAUAUGGGAAAUAAGUUGCUGGAAGCUGAUGUCGUGAAAGGUACAGUCACCAGCAAUCCUCCGCUAUCGCUCAACACGGCCGAUCUGCUACAAGAUGUGCUGAUCACGUGCCACAACCAGCUGAAUGGGAAAACCGCUCCAAAGGCGGAAAACUCAGCAUCCAACCGUACUCAAUCGCCAGCGUCUCCAACCUGGCGAAGAAGUACGGGAUGGCGGCGAAUACAGCGUGGUAACGGUGUGCAUGAAACGCACAUUCCCGUCCCGAUUGGAGCAAAGGAUAGACUAAAAUCGCCUCCACCGGUACCGAUUCGCAGGACUUUUGCUAGUUAGCCGAUUGUCGUCUGUUCUACCGAGUAAUAGUCUUUCGCGUAUUUAGAAAGCGAGUGCAAAGUGGUCUAACUAUACAAGGUGCUUGCUCCGCACAAGUUCCAAAUAUAUGCCCAAGACUUACAAAUAAUGUCGAAUUAGUCAGGUUACGAAAAGCAAGCGUUUUACUCGUGUGCUUAUACUUAUAUAUGUAUACACCAGUACUGGUUGUAAAU
Messenger RNA from Anopheles maculipalpis, 2526 nucleotides. RefSeq lists its product as uncharacterized. The transcript has 8 exons. The record is from RefSeq and is a predicted model, not a curated record. NCBI's taxonomy places the organism in Eukaryota, Metazoa, Arthropoda, Insecta, Diptera, Culicidae. Bases 5 to 2314 code for a protein of 769 amino acids.